AUGUCUGAUAUUACAAUUACAAUAAAAGCUUCUGGUGAUAAGAAAUAUGAAAUUACUUUUGAUCCAUCAAUUACUGUUGCUAAUUUAAAAGAAAAAAUUGGUGAAAUUGCUGAUAUUCCUGCUUCAUCUCAAAGAUUAAUUUAUUCUGGUAAAGUUUUAAAAGAUCAAGAACAAGUAUCAACUUAUAAAGUACAAAAUGGUCAUAGUAUACAUUUAGUAAAAUCUGCUACGAAAACAGAAACACCUGCUGCUUCUACUUCACAACCACAACAACCAUCAUCUACGCAAUCUGUUCCUUCAAAUAUAUCUGCUGGUCAAGGUUCUUUUAAUCCUUUAGCUGAUUUAACAGGUGCUAGAUAUGCUGGUUAUAGUCAAUUACCAUCUGCUUCAAUGUUUGGACCAGAUGGAGGAAUGAAUUCUAAUUUGCCUGAUCCUGAACAAUUAACAUCAAUGAUGUCAAAUCCUUUAUUUCAAGAACAAAUGAAUGCAAUGUUAUCAAAUCCUCAAAUGUUAGAUUUUAUGAUUCAACAAAAUCCUCAAUUAAGAGCAUUAGGUCCACAAGCUAGACAAAUGUUACAAUCUCCAUUUUUUAGACAAAUGUUGACAAAUCCAGAAAUGUUAAGAUCAGCAAUGGAAAUGGGUAGACAGCAAGGUGGAGCAGGUGCUACUCCAAGCUUUCCAGCUCCAGGUGGUGCUAGUAAUGAUACAGAACAAGAUACAAAUACUAACCCACCACCUGAAAUACCAAAUUUUGCUAAUUUAUUCGGCGGAGCAAAUUUAUUUGGUGGUGCUCAACCUCCAGCAGAUAAUAGACCACCAGAAGAAAGAUACGAAUCACAAUUAAGACAAUUGAAUGAUAUGGGUUUUUUUGAUUUUGAUAGAAAUGUAGAAGCAUUAAGAAGGACAGGUGGAAGUGUUCAAGGUGCUAUUGAAUAUUUGUUAAAUAAUUAA
This is a messenger RNA of Insectozyma verbasci, 951 nucleotides long. NCBI's taxonomy places the organism in Eukaryota, Fungi, Ascomycota, Pichiomycetes, Serinales, Debaryomycetaceae. The record is from the annotation of a GenBank genome assembly.